UAUUAAAAUAAACAAAAAAAAAAAAAAAAAAUAGUGAAAUAAGAAAAAAAAUCAAAAAGUGUUUUUUUUUAAAAAAUGGCAAUAAUUUUUAGUACUCUCACAUUAAAACUUUUAGGAGUGAUAUUCUUUAUUUUAAGUGGUUUUUAUAUUUACUUCAAGUUCGUUUUAUACACAUAUUGGCGAAAAAAAGGAAUUCCCUAUUUAGAGCCAGUGAUUCCUGUGGGUAAUUUUCUCAAACUUGUGCAAAAAAAAUGUCACAUUGGCGAAACAUUUGCCUAUGGCUAUGAAAAAAUGAAAGACAAUAAAGUUUUUGGAAUGUAUACAUUUCAUAAGCCAUGCCUAUUAAUUGUUGAUCCAAAUUUAAUUCGUUGUGUUUUAACAAAAGAAUUUCAAAGUUUUCACGAUCGCGGUGUUUAUUGUAAUGAACGAGUUGAUCCAUUGUCGGGUAAUUUAUUUUUUCUACCCGGAAAAAAGUGGCGAAAUCUCAGGACAAAAGUGAGUCCGGCAAUAACGCCCGGGAAGAUAAAAUUAAUGUUUUGCUGCUUAAAGGAUCGUGGAAUUAUUUUAAAUCAAUUUUUACAAGAGAAAGCACACAGUGGAUCUAUUGUUGAGGUGCAGGAAUUAUUCGCAAGGUUCACUACUGACGUGAUAAUGAACACAGUGUUUGGCGUGAAUUGCAAUACGUUGCAAAAUAAAGAUAAUGAGUAUCGCUAUUGGGGAAAACAGGUUUUUGAACCGCACACAUUUAAGAAUGCAAUUGGAUUUUUCGCGCCACAAAUUUUGCAUUUCUUCUCGAUACCAUUCAAUGAUGUGGGAGUGCAAAAAUUUUUUAUAACAGUUUUUGAAAAUACCGUUAAACAUCGACUAAAAAAUAAUAUUAAAUGCAAUGACUUCAUGGAUCUUAUUAUUCAAUUAAUGAAAAAAGGUCACGUGAAUGAUGACAAUGAUAUGACUAAUGGAAGCAUUUCAGAAAAUAAUAAUGAAAACAUAACAAUGGCCGAAGGAGCUGCUCAGGCCUAUAUUUUCUUUUUGGCCGGAUUUGAAACUUCAUCCACAACAGCAGCCUUUUGCCUUUAUGAAUUAGCUAUUAAUCAAGAUAUGCAGGAAAAAGUGAGAAAAGAAAUUUUUUCCAAACUGGGAGAAAAUGAUGAACUUAGUUAUGACAGUCUCAAUGAAAUGACCUACCUUCACAAAGUUAUUUUAGAAACUUUGAGGAAAUAUCCACCGGUGUCUUUAUUAAAUCGCAAGUGCACUGAGACAAUAAAAUUGCCCGACACGGAAAUAAUUAUUAAUAAAGGCAUUGACAUUGUCAUUCCAGUGCUUGGAAUUCACAGGGAUCCUAAUAUAUAUCCUAAACCAAUGGAAUUCGAUCCCGAAAGAUUUAAUGAGGAAAAUAUCGCUGCUAGGCAUCCCUAUGAAUUUUUACCUUUCGGCGAAGGACCGAGAAUAUGUAUUGGAAUGAAACUCGGAUUAAUUCAAGUAAAAGUAGCGAUAAUAAAUUCAUUAAGGAAUUGUAGAGUUUUAGUAGGAUCAAAUACACCGAUACCAAUGCCAAUUAACAAUGAGAAAAUGGCUUACGCACCAAAAGUAGGCGUUCAUCUUAAAGUAGAAAUGUUAUUCAAGACAAUCAAAUUCACUGUCAUUUUGCAAAGUUUCUUCAUUCAUUCACUAAAAACAAAAAUCAAAAAAAAAUAUUCAAAAAUGGCAAUUUUUUCUAUUUAUAUUGUAAUGCAACUCGUGGGUGGAUUAUUUUUGGCUUUGGGUGCCUUAUAUUUGUAUUUUAAACUCGUUUUGUAUAACUAUUGGCGAAAACACAAUGUUCCCUAUUUGGAGCCAUCGGUACCUAUGGGAAAUCUCGCUCCAGUUGUUACCGGAAAAAUAAACUUGGGUUUCUGUUAUCAAGACGCCUAUGAGAAAUUCAAGAAAAAUCGAAUAUUCGGAAUGUACACAUUUCACAAACCUAGUUUAGUUGUUGUUGAUCUUGACAUUGUCCGCACAAUAUUGACCAAAGAAUUCGGCCACUUCCAUGAUCGUGGAUUGUAUUGUCACGAAAAAGUGGAUCCACUCACUGGUCACAUUUUCUCUCUGCCUGGACAAAAAUGGAGAAAUUUACGUGUUAAAAUGACGCCAACAUUUACAUCAGGAAAAAUGAAACAAAUGUUUGAUGCCGUUAAGCAUAGAGGGGAAAUUUUGAAUAAAGUUUUGAAUACCAAAUCACAAGAUAAUGCAGUUUUUGAAAUCAAAGACAUUUUCGCAAGAUUCGCCACGGACGUGAUAAUGAGCACAUCGUUCGGAGUAAAUUGCGACAGUUUAACAAAUCCCGAUUGUGAAUUUCGCUAUUGGGGUAAAAGAAUUUUUGAUCCUGCACCAGUGAAAAAUACACUCUCCUUCUUUGCGCCACACGUCCUCUAUUUUCUCAAUGUUCCAUUUUUUGCAAUGGAUGUGAGAAAAUUUUUCAUGUCUGUCUUUAAAAAAAAUACCGAAUAUCGUACAAAGCACAAUGAGAGGAGAAAGGAUUUUAUGGAUCUUUUGGUGCAAUUGAUGAAUAAGGGAUGCGUUGAGGGAGAUGAGGGUCAACCAGCUAGUAUUUCAGAAUCAGCUGAUGGUAAAAUAACACUGGAGGAAGCAGCUGCUCAGGCUUUUGUAUUUUAUCUUGCUGGUUUUGAAACAUCAUCGACAACAGCGACAAAUUGUAUUUAUGAAUUGGCUCAAUAUCAGGAAUUACAGAAUAAAGUUCGUCAAGAGAUUCAUUGCAAGUUGAAAGAAUAUGGGGAACUUACUUAUGAAUGUCUUAACGAUAUGCCGUAUCUCGAUAAAGUUGUCAGUGAAACUUUAAGGAUACAUCCACCAGUGGCAAUUCUAAAUCGAGUCUGCACUAAGGAUAUUGAUCUACCUACUACCAAUUUGCAUAUAAGCAAAGGAGUAGAUGUAGUAAUUCCAGUUCUUGCUAUUCAAAGGGAUCCAAACAUUUAUCCGGAUCCGAUGAAAUUCGAUCCCGAAAGAUUUAACGAAAAAAAUGUGGCCAAUCGACAUCCAUAUGCUUAUUUGCCUUUUGGAGAGGGCCCAAGAAUUUGCAUCGGAAUGAGAUUCGGUUUGGCGCAAACAAAAGUCGCUUUAAUUAAUGCACUGAAAGACUAUCGUUACACUUUGGGACCAAAUCAAAAAGUACCAUAUCAUGUUGAUCCAGGAAGUCUUGUUUUUGGAGCAGACACUCUCGAAGUACGAGUUGAAAAAGUGUGAAUAAGGACGAAAAUCAAAUUUUUAAUGGAUAUUCCUAAAGAUUUAAUAUUUAUUCAAUAUUUAAUAAUAGCACUAUUUAUUAUUUAUUUAAUAAUUAUUUAUUAUUAAACAUUUAAUAUUUAUCGGAAAUAAAGAAAAAUAAAUUUGCUGCAAAUUCUCCAUUUACUCCAACUUUCGUUUUUUUUCGUUUACAU
Leptopilina heterotoma is the source of this 3434-nucleotide messenger RNA. RefSeq lists its product as uncharacterized. Gene Ontology annotation, molecular function: oxidoreductase activity, acting on paired donors, with incorporation or reduction of molecular oxygen; heme binding; monooxygenase activity. The coding region runs from base 76 to 3240 and encodes 1054 amino acids. The transcript has 11 exons. The record is from RefSeq and is a predicted model, not a curated record. NCBI's taxonomy places the organism in Eukaryota, Metazoa, Arthropoda, Insecta, Hymenoptera, Figitidae.